ACUGCAUUGUGAUUGCGUAUACAUCUCGUCCAUCUGUCGGAAAGGCUUGCGAUAGACCGGUGUUAACAUUGGCCUUACAAUUGUCAACUGCAUCGUCGGAGAAGCCACGCUUUGUAGAACUUCAGUGCCGGGAAGAGCCUUGACCCGGAAGUCACAUUUUUACCACUCAUCAUCUGCGUGAUCGAUUAGGUCGCGUCAGCAUCGGGGGUAAAUCUGACACCAUUAGUGCGUACCACUUCCUAAAAAGCGCAUCAACAGGUGACCUUUUACGCCUGUUCAAAACCAAUGGCACGAAGAAAUUCUUUCGACGCAGCGUCGGCUGGCUUCCGAGCUCAUUUACCAGAUCUCAGCAGUCCUCGCUUCACAACAGCUGCGAAGCAGAAUAUAUACGAGUACGCAAAAUGCAUGCAGGAUAACCGCGCACCGCCGUGGUUGUAUGACUUGACCAAGGUGUGGGAGAAGCUGCUAGAAGAACCGUACAAAGGCGUCACGAGUGAUGGCACCGUAAGAGACGGCUUAUUUAAAGCAAAAGACGAGGACGCAGAUGUUGAAGGCGCGGUCAAGAAGGCAGAGGAACUGAUCGCUGGUUUGAGCGAGGAGCAAAAAAAUAAAGUCUCAUAUCCGAUCAAUGCGAGGGAGUGGCGUGCGUGGAGUAAUCCUGAGUUCGUGUUGAGGCCGUUUGGCCUGCGCCUUGAGGAAGUCCCCGAGUCAACGGCACAAUCUAUCCUACGCGUAGUCGAAGCAUCCCUCUCCCCGGAAGGUUACACAAAAGCCAUAUCUGCCAUGCGCAUCAAUCACUUCUUAGGCGAAGUCGUGCAACUCCCCAACAUAAUGAACAAGUACUCUUACAACUUCCUCCUUUUUGGCACACCUUCCACCUCCCCAUCUUCACCCUGGGGAUGGCUUCUCUACGGCCACCACCUCGACAUUGCAUGUUUCUUCAAGGGGUCGCAGGUAGUCCUUACGCCCUCAUUCACUGGGGCCGAACCAAACAUCAUUGAUGCAGGCGAAUGGAACGGCACGGAGAUUUUGCAUAAGGAGGGUAAUCUAGGAUUGAAGUUGAUGCAGAGUCUGAGUGCUGAGCAGCAGGAGAAAGCGCGGGUGUUCAAGAACUUAAGGGAUGAGGGAAUGAAGCAGGUUUACGGGAAUUCGAAUAACGACGAGAGUAAGCGCGAUGAACUCAUCACCGACACCUGGGGUCCGGAUGACCAGCGACACCGCUGCGGCGCAUUUCGCGACAAUCGCAUCGUUCCGUACGAAGGCGUGCUGGUCUCUUCUCUCACACCUGAACAACAGCAGCUCAUCCUGGACAUCUGCUACGAGUUCCUCCUCUACCAUCCGACGAAAUCCCGGCAAUUGAAGCUAGAGCAGAUGAAGCAGCACUUCAGCGAAUCCUACUUUUGCUGGAUCGGCGGAUUCGGGGACAACGAUGCGUUUUACUUUAGGAUACAGAGCCCUGUCAUUCUGGUUGAGUUUGAUCAUCAUUCCGGCGUUUUCUUGACCAAUAAAGAACCGGCAAAGUAUCAUACGCAUACCAUUGUCAGGACUCCUAAUGCGGGGGAUUAUGGUCAGGGGAUAAGGGAGGGGGCGGAGAGGCUACAAUGAGUGUAAAAUAAUAGAGUUACAUGGAGUCGAUUGAGACGAGCGCAUAGAGCAAUAAGAAAUUGGUGUCCAGGAAUGGUUCCACGUAGCACUCAUCGUCUGCUCAGUGAAGGGCGCCUACUCACUUCAAUGUCAACUUCC
Molecule: messenger RNA, 1743 nt
Organism: Cucurbitaria berberidis CBS 394.84
Lineage: Eukaryota; Fungi; Ascomycota; Dothideomycetes; Pleosporales; Cucurbitariaceae
Exons: 2
Coding region: 286-1605 (439 amino acids)
Source: RefSeq, a predicted model, not a curated record